CUUAUUUAAAUCCUCAAUUUCAGCAUUCAGGGUUUCUUUCCUUGAUAUAUAUUUAAACUUGAGAUAUUUUAUCUUAACAGUAUUAAAAGUAUUAUUUUUCUUCUUUUUGAAGAAAAUUGUGCUGAUUUCUGAACAUAUUUCUGCUUUUUUUUCCAGCACAUUGUCGAUUAAAACUGCACUUCUGCAGGGCUAAUCAGACUAAAUUACGUUAUUUUAAGAUAAGUAUGCAAAUUCUGCACUUCUGCAUUAUGUAAUACCAGUUAUAUAUAUCUUAAGUCUUGAAGUGCAUUGGAUAACCUACAUUUGAAAGUGCAAAACGACUUUAUAGUCGUUGUUUUGCAGAGUUAUUGACUUUUGCAUCACAUUUUUUCCAGCCUAUAAGGGUCUAAAGGAAUUGCAGAGACUGACUAUGCACCUCAGAAGAAAAGGUUGUCCAGGUGUCUCAGACUGCAGAUUCACCCUCAAACACAGCCAUGAAGUCUGUGCUGGAUGGUGUGGCGGACACCACCUUUCGGACUAUUACAUCUGGUUUACAGUUCCUGGGCUCCAACGAUGCGAGCUACGACGGCCCAGUCAACGAUGUAAACUUCAAGGGGGGUUUCUCCAUGCAGAAACCUUUAUCCGCCUUUCGCAGCAACCCCUUCCCAGACAAAGUCCCUGUGGAUGAGGAGCUCAUACUGAAAAACAUCCCCUUCCCCACCAAUGCCACAGACUUGUUCAGCAACAGGACGACGUUCAGAGAUGAGACCAACAACAUACAAUGUGGGGAGAACUUUAUGGACAUGGAGUGUUUCAUGAUCCUGACGCCCAGCCAGCAGCUGGCAGUGGCGGUUUUGUCUCUGACUCUGGGUACCUUCACGGUGCUGGAGAAUCUGGUGGUGCUCUGCGUGAUUCUGCAGUCGCGAACUCUUCGCUGCAGGCCGUCCUACCAUUUCAUAGGCAGUCUAGCUGUUGCUGACUUGCUAGGGAGCGUAAUAUUUGUCUACAGCUUCCUGGACUUCCAUGUUUUUCACCGUAAGGACAGCCCCAAUAUUUUCCUCUUUAAGCUAGGCGGAGUCACAGCGUCAUUCACAGCUUCUGUAGGAAGUCUUUUCCUUACCGCUAUCGACCGCUACAUCUCCAUACACCGGCCUCUUGCCUACAGGCGUAUCGUGACACGUACCAAGGCUGUCAUUGCUUUUUGCAUGAUGUGGACCAUCUCCAUCGUGUUCGCAGUGCUACCUCUGCUGGGCUGGAACUGUAAACGCCUCAACUCUGUCUGCUCAGACAUCUUCCCCCUGAUAGAUGAGAACUACCUGUUGUUCUGGAUCGGCAUAACCAGCGUUCUCGUUCUUUUCAUCAUCUACGCCUACAUUUACAUCCUCUGGAAAGCACACCACCACGCCGUACGAAUGCUGAGCCGCACCUCCCAGAAGAGCCUUGUGGUUUACUCGGCAGACGGGACUAAAGUUCAGACCACGCGUCCAGACCAGGCUCGCAUGGACAUCCGUCUAGCCAAGACCCUGGUGCUCAUCCUGGUGGUGCUGGUCAUCUGCUGGGGCCCGGUGCUCGCCAUCAUGGUCUACGACCUCUUCUGGAAGAUGGAUAAUGACAUCAAGACGGUGUUUGCUUUCUGCAGCAUGCUCUGCCUGCUCAACUCCACCGUCAACCCCAUUAUCUACGCCUUGAGGAGCAAAGACCUGCGGCAUGCCUUCCUCAGCUCCUGCCACGCCUGCAGGGGAAGCGCGCAGCAGUUGGACAAUAGCCUGGAGUCAGACUGCCAGAACAGAAACGCUAACAUCUCUGCCAACAGGGCUGCAGAGAGCUGUGUGAAGACCACUGUGAAAAUAGCCAAAGUUACCAUGUCUGUGUCGACUGAAACUUCGGCAGAGGCCGUCUAAUUGGCCAUCAUGGGGAGGGAACUGUGUAAAUGUCAUCUUCCUUUAAAAGAAUGCCAUUCAACACAAUAAAGCAGAUACUCCAGAGCAAAAAGAAAAGUAAAAAAAGAAACCUCUCCUGAAAGUACAUCCUCACAUAGACGCUUUAGUGAUCGCAUUAUUUUAGGUCAGUGUGAAUACGCGGUGUGCCAAAGUGCCAAACGGUAUUGCAAGUUCAGAGAAGUGACUCUUAUUUUGAAGGGAUUAUCACAGACUAUCAUAAGUCUGCUGUUUACCAUAGACUUCAUGAUAUCCAGUUAGUGAAGGCAUAUUAUAUUUUUGUACUGUGAAUUCAGGUUUUGAAAACAAUAUAUCUUCAUUUAUGGGAUAAGGGGCUACUGACGUUUUUUAAUUCCAGAUGUUUUCAUGUGUCAUUUAGACUCUUACAUGUGUCUUGCACCAUAGUUGUAACAACUCAACUUUCUACAUGUACAUGUUGCACAUAGACAUUUCUAUGAGCAAAAAGUUCUAAUGACUCUGAUUGUUUAUUUCCGGCAUUGCCAUUAAACGUGGCGAUUUUUUUUCUCCUGACAACACUCAGUGAGUGGCAAAUGUGUGAAGAGAUCCUGAGAAAAUGAGAGGUGAUUCAUGCUCAAAAUAAAGAAAAAAAACAUUUAUCACCAUCACAAAUAAACUCGAUUCAGAUGGAGGUAAAUGAGCUUUUGAGUUAAUCCGAGCUGAAAUGGCAUUUUCUGUGACGUCCAUUUCUUUCCUCGCUGGCUGUUUUUGACCUUAAAAAGUAACGUGUCUUUGUUCAAAUGUAAACCUAACAACUGUACAGUGUUCUCUCACAAAAAUAAAAGUGUUCAAAUGUACACAAAAAUAACAAUAACAGCCUUGAAACUGGGGUUAAAGACAGUGUGCUGGCCACGCUGUAACAUCUGUUUCUGACUCAAGCUGCUUUCAUGAAAUGUACGGUUUUCCAGCCUUGUAUGUGUGUGAUAACCUUGUGACUUGGCCUUUUUGAAUCAUUGCAGUGAGUUGUUUUAGUGCUACUGUUGCAGCGGGGCGUCAUUUGGGAAAAUAAAAGCAACCCAUGCACAGGCCUAGUGAAGUAUAUCUGGCGUGACUUUAGAUAAAAAAAAAAUAUGUCUGCUGUUAAUUUUUCUUCUCUAAACAAAGAAAACAUGGGUCUUAUAUUAGCCGGUACCUUGAAUGGGAGUCUGUGUGUAUGCAUCGUGUGGAGAAUCGACAACUGAGCUUACAAAAGAAUCAAAGAUAAGAUGUGAUUUUUCUUACAAUACUUUGAAAAUCUAGAAAUCUCACAGCACAAUUGUUCCGUAGACAUUUAUCUUGGUGUAAAGUUAUCCAGACAAGCUGUUAUAUCAGUAUGCUUUGCUGCCUCUCGUAUUAUUGAGUAUUGAUGAUCAAUAUGUCAAGUGGCUUCUGUACAGUGGUGGCAUAAUGAAGACUUAAAAAUCACAAUCAGUCAAGUGUUUUUAG
Molecule: messenger RNA, 3359 nt
Organism: Cheilinus undulatus (humphead wrasse)
Lineage: Eukaryota; Metazoa; Chordata; Actinopteri; Labriformes; Labridae
Gene: cnr1
Product: cannabinoid receptor 1
Exons: 2
Coding region: 474-1880 (468 amino acids)
Biological process (GO): G protein-coupled receptor signaling pathway
Cellular component (GO): membrane
Molecular function (GO): cannabinoid receptor activity
Source: RefSeq, a predicted model, not a curated record